AAUACGUCGAUGUUUUAAAUGAAACGAUUGGUAUAUUUUUUGUGUUAAAGAUGACUGUAUCUGACGAGUAGACGGACUAGAAUAAAGUAUGAUAAAAUAUAUCGCUGUGCAGAAUGUUCUAUACGCAUAUGCCGUUUAUUAUUAAGAGAAACUUUUUCAUGAUCCCCUAUGGGAAAUAAACAUGUGUCAUAUUUCCGCCGGCAUCGAAAUCGAUUCCUUAAUUAUAUCCCUUUCAUAAGGGAAGGUGUAAAUUUUCGAAUGUUUCGGUCUCACGGCGAUAAUACAUAUUGCACUCUGUAUUUAACUUAAAUAUAGAGCAAUUUGCAAUUUGAGCAAUUUAAGAGUAAAUUGAAGCCCUAUAGCAUAAUUUUCUCAAUUGAAUAGAAAGAAGGGAAUAAACGAACCCGUUAUUUUUUUGCAUUAUCAAAUGCAUCUCGAUGCCCGCGGAAAGAUGAUCUGCAUUGACUGUUUACAUAUCAGCCUUAAUCGAAAGCUGCUACUCGCAGUCGGUCUAUGGCCUUAUCAACAAUCGAAAUUCGUUCGAUUUCAAUUAAUUCUGCUUUUUGCUAUUUUGACGUCCUUCAUUAUAUUUCAGUUUACAGCAUUUAUGACAUCAAAAUGUACUCCUGAUCUUAUCAUCAACGUAUUAUCUUCUGCAUUAUUUUAUAUUAUGUUUCUUAUUAAGUACAGUUUUUUUCAUAUUAAUAUUGAAGUUGCGAAGUGUUUGUUGGAGCAAUUGCAGAAUAUCUAUAACGAGUUAACGGACAAGAAUGAAAUUAGAAUUAUAAAAAAGUACGGCAUUUACGCAAAACGUUACACAGCUGGUUUAAUACUGGUUGUCAUAUUUUCUGCACCCGGUCUAAUUUUGUAUCCAUUCUGGCCGUAUUUUUUCAACAUCCUCUUAUCUAUAAAUGUGUCUCGAUCACAUCUCUCGCUGAAAAAGAUGUAUGUCACCGAGUAUUUUGUCGAUCAGAAAAAAUACUUUUAUUUGAUUUUGUUGCACGCAAACGCGGCUCUAUACGUAGGAGUAUUCACAAUACUAGCGAUAGGAACGAUAUUUAUAGUCUAUCAACAGCAUGCCUGCGGAAUGUUUCGAAUCGCCAGUUAUCGCAUCGAGAAAGCAAUGGCGGUCGAUAUUUCACAGAAAGGCAACCUGCGAAACAGAAAUUUGAUUUACAAGGAAUUAAUUCGCGCCGUGGAUAUGCAUCGCGAAGCCAUGAGAUUUUCGGACUCUGCGGUAUCCAGAUUUAAAGUGAUGUAUUCUCUUAUGAUAUUAGUUGGGGUAAUUAGCGGAAGUUUAAAUUUCUUUCGAAUUUUUCAGGCGCUGUCAUUCGGAUAUGAUGCUGAGGAACUUCUGUUACCGUUAAUAUCUGUGUCUACUUAUUUAUCGAUCAUAUUUGUAGGCAACUAUAUCGCGCAAGAAAUUAUGGAUCACAAUAAUGAUGUGUUUAUUUCUGCAUAUAAUAUUCAGUGGUAUGCAGCUUCCGUAAACGUACAGAAGAUGAUACUAUUUCUAUUGCAAAGAAGUACCAAGGUUUUCAAUAUAAAUAUUGCUGGGUUGUUUGUGGGUUCAUUAGAAGGUGCAGCUACGUUGUUGAGUACCAUAAUGUCGUACUUCACCGUACUUUACUCUACACGGAUGUAACACAAAAUGUGUCAAUUAAUUUAGUUUAGUUUA
Messenger RNA from Camponotus floridanus (Florida carpenter ant), 1678 nucleotides. RefSeq lists its product as uncharacterized. The transcript is spliced from 9 exons. Gene Ontology annotation, biological process: detection of chemical stimulus involved in sensory perception of smell; sensory perception of smell. The record is from RefSeq and is a predicted model, not a curated record. The coding region runs from base 428 to 1645 and encodes 405 amino acids. Gene Ontology annotation, cellular component: plasma membrane. Gene Ontology annotation, molecular function: olfactory receptor activity; odorant binding. NCBI's taxonomy places the organism in Eukaryota, Metazoa, Arthropoda, Insecta, Hymenoptera, Formicidae.